This is a messenger RNA of Xyrichtys novacula (pearly razorfish), 17780 nucleotides long. Lineage: Eukaryota; Metazoa; Chordata; Actinopteri; Labriformes; Labridae. The record is from the annotation of a GenBank genome assembly.
UGCCAUUGGUUUCCUGUUUAAAACAGGCGGAAAGCCACUCAGGUACAAACUGUGCUGUAGGCUACGGGCUCAACCCGACAGGGAUGACUAUCUUGGUAACAGAAGUUGUAAGCUGUUCCUGAAAUUAUUUCCAAAAAGUUUUUUUGGCAAAAACUCUGAAAAGACCUUGCAGGUGGACAGUUUCUGAAGAGUGGAGGAAAUGUCUGAAACGACUGGUGGGAAGAGCGACUCAGACAAAAACACUGGACUCGAGAUUUCACGUCCAUCAGAGGAUAUAGACCUUACAAAUAACGAAGAGAAACUGCAGCAGUGGUUACGCGAAUACGGAGACCAAAUCAACCAGUGGGUCGAAGGAGGUAACCCGAAACAGCAGCUAAUGAAAACGAAAGUAAAACCUAACGCUAAAAACUGCGAGGUGAAAUCAAACCCAAUGUAGGCCAAAAAGGGACCCAGCAACGAUUUAACUCAGCAGGGUUCGGUUGUGAGUUUUACCCAUCAAGCUGAGUCGUGUUUCUGCUUUAAACAUGGUUAGGAAAGGACCAUGUUAUUAGGUAAAACCAGACUCUGAGAUAAAAAAAGCACUAUCCAUAUUCUGGGUUAUCAGUAUCAGUUACAUUAAUUAAGUAUUACAAAUUAACUUCUAAAUCAAGAAAUACACUGCUAAAAUAAAACUAUAAAACUAUGGAGCAAGUUUACAAUGACCCAGUCAUUUUAUCCCAACAAGAAAUUUAAAUUACAAACGUAUGUGUAAAAAAAACAUUUUUUCACACUUUAGGUCUCCAGAUUUUCACCAUCAAAUUAAAAAAACUGUCUAAAAAUUUAAAAAAUCUGCUUACCUCACAUCAUGAGGACUUAAAUCAUUUAUAUGGUGGGUUACCCAACAUAUACAUGUAAAUCCUGAAAUCACACCUACAUCUUACCACAGGCCUGUACAAAAUUUUCUCAUGAUUUUGCUGCAAAUUCAUGUUCGUAAGAAAAUCAUAUGAUUUUAUUCUUUUAAGAAAGUAAUUUUCCUACCACUUGAUUUCUGCAAGGAAAUAUUUAUACUACAACUGUAUUCUCAUAUACAAUGACUCAAAUUUAUUUUUAACCCGCAAAAUAAUAACAAUAAUAAUAAUAAUGAUAAUAUGUCCUAAAACUGUGUUGAAUGUAUCAUAAAGUCUUUAUUCUUGUCUUAUUAUGAGUUAAAAAAAAUAAUGUGACCCCUGUACACCAUUUUAAAAACACACUCUUUAGUUAACAAAGAGUUUAAGUAAAAAAAAAAAACAUAAACUUUUUAACUUUUAUGUAUUGACGGUAUUGAUGCUAGAGAUUUCAAAUAAGUUUUAAAUGUUAUAGUUUCUAUUGUGUAAAAUUUAGCAGCUUUUUUAUUACAAUGGAAUAUAACACGCAGAAGUAUUUAUUUGUUUAAAUCUUUAUUUAAGAAAAAAGAAGGAUGGCCCAACCUGGGCAACAACACUGCUGCAGUGGCAUGAAAUCUGUGAGACCGCACAUCAAUAAAUAACAUUUAUUAAUGCCUCUGUAUUGCACCUGAACUGAUCAAAAAAUCUUUAAAAAAACUACAGUGUAAAUAUUUGGUGUCUCUGAUUGGUUUUCUCAGGUGAAAUUUAUCAUUUUUUUCAAAUGUAUUAUCAUAUUGUGUCUUCUGUUUUUGCUGUCAUAGAUGAAAGCCGAUUAUCUCCACGCUGGUUCCAUCCAGGACAAAGUGAGUCCACUGUUGUCUAACCAACACUUCUGUAGCCAAGUUUCUUGCUCCGAGUCUGUGUGACAUCAAGUCUUUAUCCGCCAAGAUGUGUUUUGAAGAAUAAAGUCCAGAGUUUGAUCAGGAUUUUUUUAAAAACAUGAUUUCUGACCGAUGUAAAGUGGCCUUUUCUCCAUUUAUGCUCUAGAACUGGUUAAAUUUAUGGACUUUCUGUCUGCUUUUUUUAAUAAGUUAAUUGUUUUUUAAAGCGCCUGAACUGAUCAAAAAAUCUUUAAAAAACUACAGUGUAAAUCUUCGUUGUCUCUGAUUGGUUUCCUCAGGUGAAAUUGAUCAUUUUUUUCAAAUGUAUUAUCAUAUUGUGUCUUCUGUUUUUGCUGUCAUAGAUGAAAACCGACCACUUUCACCUGGUUCCCUUCGAAAACAAAGUGAGUCCACUGUUGUCUAACCAACACUUCUGUAGCCAAGUUUCUUGCUCCGAGUCUGUGUGACAUCAAGUCUUUAUCCUCCAAGGUGUGUUUUCCAGAAUAAAGUCCAGAGUUUGAUCAGGAUUUUUUUACUCUAAUCACUUUUCCUGUAUCCGUGUAAAAUAGUGCAACAGGUCAUUCAUGACUCUGUUCAACUGGUAGAGUGCUUGAAUUAAAUAGACCAAACAUUUAAAUAACUAAACUACACUCUAACGUCUCUCAGAGGGACUCAUAUGGUAACCAAACCCCUUUGAUGCUCAUUUUUAAGCAUUUUAGUAAAAUCUAUCAUACUUAAACUUAAGUUCUGUAAUUUGUUUUCUUUUUUUUUCCAGUGUUGUUCAGAUUUAUGGCUGAAUCCUAUCGCAGGUCCUGUGUGAAGGGUGAGUCAUUAUGAGUAUGUACUGACACUGCUUUAUUUUAAAGUUCGUGGCACUGAUCAUUGGACAUUAAGGUUUUCCUCAUAAAUUUGUCAUUUGGUUCCAAAAAAAUAAAAAUCUACUGACCGAUCUUGUUUUCCUCAAUGUUAUCGCUGUUAUGAAAUAAGGCGGGUUGGUGUGUUUUCCCCAUACAAUUCUGCAGCAAGUCUUCAUGUGGUUAAUGUAGAUUAAAAAAGUGCAUGAUAGUGAUAUAACAUUGAAUUUACUCCUCCUCCCCCUUAAAAACAAAAAGAAAUCAUCAUCCAGGGUUUGAUGAGUCUUCUGUUUUUUUAACACUUCUAAAGUUAAAUGAACUAGGCAGAAUUGAAUUUUGAAAUUUUUUUCUUCAGAUGAACUCUGUGUAGAAAUGACUGUGAUACACAAAACAUUUACAUUACAGAAGGACAGUCCUCCUAACCUCGAGGGAAGAAACUUUGCCCCAAAUUUUCUUGAUUUCUAAUCACAAAACAUGUUUCUCACUGUUAUGUAAAGUGGUCUUUUUUCAUGAAAACACUAUCACAACACAUUCAUUUGCACCAAAACCUUUGUGUCUUGUUUGUUGAUGAAAAAUGUGUCUUUUAAGCUAAAAUUGACCAAAGAUCUGUCAAAAAAAACUUGGUGCCGACCUUUGUUUGUCUGUCACUUGUUAACUCUAAUAAAACUGCAUCAAAUUGAACUUUAAUGUCAUAUUAUUUUCUCUUAUUUUGACAGGGGCGGAUAAAGCUGAAAAAUCCCUCCGGCUAAAUGAUUUAGCAGAUCGUGAGUGUUAGUCUCAUUAUUAUUAUUUUUUUAAUGAAUGUGAAAUGCAACAUUAAAGGUACAUCAUGAUUUAUUUUCCUUUCCCUCAGCGGAGCACCUUGUGGAGAUCUACAAAUACGCAUUGUCCCAGGGUGUGAACAUAAUUAAACCAAUUUUGGACAAGCUCCUCGUGAACGAGAUUAUUCAAGAAGAGACCUAUGAUCAAAUCAGCACUCUUCCAGCCCCUGAGGACAAGAUGAGGAUGAUUUAUGAUCGUCUGAGUGCUGAGGAUGGAGGCAUAGACAUCUUUAACAACAUCCUUGCAGAGCUGGAGCAACAGUUUCAUAAGGACUCAGAGUAAAAGCAUUAACACACAAGCUUUCUUUUCACAUUGAAAGGAGAAUGAGUACUGAAUACCAUUUGUCUUUGACUGUUUUAGAUCUCAAAAACAGCAGAGCGCUGCCUCAUGUAGCAGCCAGGGGGCUUCAGCAUGUGACGCUAUGACAGUGAGCAGAUCAUCUUUGUCUAAGACAUUCACUUUUGACCCAGCUAUUCAAAGUACAAGUGAAUAGAUCAACCUGAUCUAGUAAUACACUUUUAUUUACAAAAAAACACUUUUUCACUCUUGAAAGCGAAUUUAGUCUGUCAUAAGUUUUAUUAGAAUUGUGUUCAGACCAAAAAAGAUCAUUUUAAUUUGUUUUAUACAUUAAUUGUGGCAUCUAUGAGCUUCAACAUGAAGUCAAAAACCUAACAUAAAAGUCCACCAUUUUAGCUUAGAGGACUAAUAAAGUCAUCAUAGUAGUUCAGGGGUAAGUUGAGCCAGUGGCUCAACUAAUAAAGUACAAGAGUCUGAUGAGAGGAUCAGGGUUUCAGUUCAGAUUGUUGAAAUGUUUUACUUUGUCUUUUCAAGAAUACAGCUGUGAAUGUUCUGAAUCACUUUAAAACAUUCUCAUGUUAAAAUGACUUUUUACAAAACAGCUUUUUAGCAGUUAUAUGCAACAAUAAUAAUAAUAAAAGAAUUAUUGUACCAGUUGAAUAGUGUAUAAUAGAUAAAAAUACACAUGAAUGUGAGGAAGUGACUGUUAUUUAGGGAGAGAGAAGGUGAGGGAGGGCUGGGGUGUAAAGUUGGGUGGUAGUAGGGAAACAGCUUAACUUACCCCGCUCCUUUGGUCGACUUACCCCAUACACGGGGUAAGUUGACCAUAGAAGACCACUUUUUUUCGGCAUGCUAUAUUAUCAAGACAGUUAUGUUUACACUCAUUCUGUUGGUUUGCAGGGAUGAACAACAUCUUGAAAUAUAUGCAGAUACACUAGUUAGAGACAAAACUAUGAUUACCUUGAUGUAGUGAUCCGAAAUAUGAAAAAUGGCUCAUCUUACCCCACUCUCCUCCAUACAGUAUAAAAAAACAACUAAAUCAUCACCAUUGUUGUCAAAGUUCAACAUUAUUUGAUCAUUUUAAAUGUUUGAUCACUUUCAUAUCAGUUAUCCAGCCUGAAUCCAGCAAAGACCACUGGACUCGAGAUUUCACUUCCAUCAGAGGAAAGAGCCCGGAUGAAGAUAUUGUCGCAGUUGUUACAGGAAUGUGGAGACCGUAUUGAUGAAGGUAACAUGGAGAACAAACAGCAGCUAAUGAAAAUGAAAGUAAAAUCUAACGCUAAAAACUGCAAGGUUAAAACUAGCCCAUUGAAGGUCAAAAAAGGACCCAGCAACGAUUUAACUCAGCAGGGUUCAGUUAUGAGUUUUACCCACAAGUUGAGUAAUGUUUCUGCUUUAAAAAUGGAAAGGACCAUGUUGUUAGGUAAAACCAGACUGGGAUAAAAAAAGCACUAUCCAUAUUUAGGGUUAUUAGCAUCAGUUACAUUAAUUAAGUAAUACAAAUUAACUUCUAAAUCAAGAAAUGCACUGCUAAAAUAAAACCAUAAACUAUGGAGCAAGUUUACAAUCACCCAGUCAUUUUAUCCCAACAAGAAAUUUAAAUGUGUAAAAAAAACAUUUUUUCUAUAACAAUAAUAAUAAUAAUAAAAAAAACCCAAUAAUAAUAAUAAUGAUAAUAUGGCCUAAAACUGUGUUGAAUGUAUCAUAAAGUCUUUAUUCUCGUCUUAUUAUGAGUUAAAAAAAAUAAUGUGACCCCUGUACACCAUUUUAAAAACACAACCUUUAGUUAGCAAAGAGUUACAGUAAAAAAAAAAAACAUUUCAACUUCUAUGUAUUGACGUUAGAGAUUUCAAAUUAGUUUUAAAUGUUAUAGUUUCUAUUGUGUAACAUUUAGCAGCUUUUUUAUUAAAGUGGAAUAUAACACGCAGAAGUAUUUAUUUGUUUAAAUCUUUAUUUAAGCCAAAAGAAGGAUGGCCCAACCUGGGCAACAACACUGCUGCAGUGGCAUGAAAUCUGUGAGACCGCACAUCAAUUAAUAACAUUUAUUAAUGCCUCAGUAUUGCAGCACUGGCCCUACAGUUAUUCUGAACAUGUCUUCUUCCUGACAAGGUAAAUAGUCAAGUGAUGCUGCUCUGCUGUGUGAGGAGCAUUGAACCAGUCGUUGACAAACUCCUCUGUAAUGUAGUAAUCAAAAUAUAAAAUUAACGUAUCAGUGCUCUUUUUAUAGAGCAUGAUUUCUAACCAAUGUAAAGUGGUCUUUUCUCCAUUUAUGCACUAGAACUGGUUAAAUUUAUGUAAUUGAUGUCUGCCGGGUUUUUUUUUUUCUUACAAGUAAACUUGUAUUUAAAGCACAUGAACUGAUCAAAAAAACUUUAAAAAAACUACAGUGUAAAUCUUAGUUGUCUCUGAUUGGUUUUCUCAGGUGAAAUUUAUCAUUUUUUUCAAAUGUAUUAUCAAAUUGUAUCAUCUGUUUUUGCUGUCAUAGAUGAAAGCCGAUUUUCUUCACAAUGGUACCAUCCAGGACAAAGUGAGUCCACUGUUGUCUAACCAACACUUCUGUAGCCAAGUUUCUUGCACUGAUUUUGUGUGACAUCAAGUCUUUAUCCUCCAAGAUGUGUUUUCCAGAAUAAAGUCCAGAGUUUGAUCAGGAUUUUUUUACUCUGAUCACUACUGCAUAUGUGGCAUGGUGGUAUAUUGUAUCCCUGUAAAAUAGUGCAACAGGCCAUUCAUGGCUCUGUUCAACUGGUAAAGUGCUUGAAUUAAAUAGACCAAACAUUUAAAUAACUAAACUACACUCUAACGUCUCUCAGAGGAACUCAUAUGGUAACCAAACCCCUUUGAUGCUCAUUUUUAAGCAUUUUAGAAAAAUCUAUCAUACUUAAACUUAAGUGAGGUAAUGUGUUUUCUUUUUUUUGUUUUUCUUUUUUUUUUUUCAGUUGUGCGUAGACUUGGAUCAUUGUUCAACCUCAGCAGAAAUGGUGAGUCAUUAUGAGUUUGUACUGACACUGCUUUAUUUUAAAGUUCGUGGCACUGAUCAUUGGACAUUAAGGUUUUUCUCAUAAAUUUGUCAUUUGGUUACAGAAAACUAAAAAUCUACUGAUUGAUCUUGUUUUCCUCAAUGUUAUCGCUGUUAUCAAUAAGGUGGGUUGGUGUGUUUUCCCCUUACAGUUCUGCAGCAAGUCUUAAUGUGGUUAAUGUAGAUUAAAGAAGUAAAUGAUAGUGAUAUAACAUUGAAUUUACAAAAUUACCUUUUUUUCUUUCUUUAGAGAAGCUCUCUAUGAAAACCAAAAGUCUUGUUAAUCCAAAGUGUAAGCAACAAUGACCUAAAGGGGAAAAUAUUAACCUUUUUUUCUUUGAUUUAGUGGUAGAAAACAGGCUCUUUCAAAUAUAUGUGAAGCUUUUGUCUGUAACUUGUCACCUCAGAUAAAAUUCCACUGACUCUAAAUUUGUAUGUCAAUAUCAGACAAGCUCCUCAUUUUGUGGGCUGUUCAUAGAGAAAGUAAAGGUUGACUUAGAGUCCUCCUAACCUUGAGGGAAGAAACUUUGCCCCAAAUUUUCUUGAUUUCUAAUCACAAAACAUGUUUCUCACUGUUAUGUAAAGUAGUCUUUUUUAGUGAAAACACUAUCACAACACAUUCAUUUGCACCAAAACCUUUGUGUCUUGUUUGUUGCUGAAAAAUUUGUCUUUUAAGCUAAAAUUGACCAAAGUUCUGUCAAAAAAACUUGGUGCCGACCUUUGUUUGUCUGUCACUUGUUAACUUUUAUAAAACUGCAUCAAAUUGAACUUUAAUGUCAAAUUGCCUUCUCUUAUUUUAACAGAGGUGGAUAAAGCUGAAAAAUUCCUUGCGCAAACUUCAGUGGAUCAUGAGUGUUAGUCUGUUUUUCUGAAAUGAAUGUGAAACGCAACAUUAAAGGUACAUCAUGAUUUAUUUAUUUCCCUCAGUGGAGCACCUUGUGGAGAUCUACAAAUAUGCAUUGUCCCAGGGUGUGAACAUAAUUAAACCAAUUUUGGACAAGCUCCUCAUGAACGAGAUUAUUCAAGAAGAGACCUAUGAUCAAAUCGGCACUCUUCCAACCCCUGAGGACAAGAUGAGGAUGAUUUAUGAUCAUAUGAGUGCUGAGGAUGGAGGCAUAGACACCUUUAACAACAUCCUUGCAGAGCUGGAGCCACAGUUUCAUAAGGACUCAGAGUAAAAGCAUUAACACACAAGCUUUCUUUUCAUAUUGAAAGGAGAAUGAGUACUGAAUACCAUUUGUCUUUGACUGUUUCAGAUCUCAAAAACAGCAGAGCGCUGCCUCAUGUAGCAGCCAGGGGGCUUCAGCAUGUGACGCUAUGACAGUGAGCAGAUCAUCUUUGUCUAAGACAUUCACUUUUGAUCCAGGUUUUCUGAGUACAAGUGAAUAGAUCAACCUGAUCUAGUAAUACACUUUUAUUUACAAAAAAACAUUUUUUCACUCUUGAAAGUGAAUUUAGUCUGUCAUAUGUUUUAUUAGAAUUGUGUUCAGACCAAAAAAGAUCAUUUUAAAUUUGUUUUAUACAUCAAUUGUGAUAUCUAUGAGCUUCAACAUGAAGUCAAAAACCUAACAUAAAAGUCCACCAUUUUAGCUUAGAGGACUAAUAAAGUCAUAAUAGUUAGAGACAAAACUAUGAUUGCCUUGAUGUUGUGAUCCGAAAUAUGAAAAAUGGCUCAUCUUACCCCACUCUCCUCCAUACAGUACAGAAAAACAACUAAAUUAUCACUGUUGUUGUCAAAGUACAACAUUAUUUGACCAUUUUAAAUGUUUAAUCACUUUCAUAUCAGUUAUCCAGCCUGAAUCCAGCCCCAGUUCAAUCUGGAUUAUUUCAGGUUCUACAUUCUCCCAAUCUUACUUUGAGAAUUUAAACACAAACUGAAUUUAACACCUCUUUGUUUUGUUACUUUAACUCCUAAUGAACUGAUCUAUGACAUGUUGAUUUUACCUUAAGUAACUUUUUUUAUAUUUCAUCUAUGGUUUUACAAAGAUGGCAAACACAGCGUGCACAGAAAGUCAAAUGCCUUUGAGCGAAGACUGGCAUAAAGUGGAGCCUGAAGUGGACCCAGAGGAACCUGAAACUUUCUGGUAAAAACACGAGUUCAGCAAAACAGAAAUAAAACUUACUCAAAAAGUUGAUAUUUUUCAGGAUAUCUUACUUAAUUUUUGUAAUCUUGGAGAGAUGAGAGUUAUCCAUGAGUGAAAAUCAACCUGAACUCACAACUUGUUUUAACAGCCUGCAGUCAGAAGGGGGUAAAUUUGAAUGCUGCGCCUCUGGCUUACGAUGGGUUUGCAAGAAAAACAUAAGCUUCAAAUUGAAGUUUGGCUCCUGGGAGGAACACAUGGAGAAACUGGAAAUGCUACAUUUCCUCCCUGCAGGACCCCUGCUGGACAUCUCUGUAAUUGCAGGACAGUUUGAGGAAGUGUACCUGCCACACUGGAUCUGUGUGGGUAAGCAGAGAUUAUUGAGCAGAAAAAAGGAAGAAAUGUAAUGACUGACUGGUAAUGGAUGCAAAAACUUCUCUUUUCUUUUGGGUAGAUGAUGACCCUCCAGUUCUGGAUGAGUUUGCAGUCCUUCAUGUGGAUACCUGUGGAGAUUUUGUGGAGAAAGUCUUUGCGGUUACACCAUCCCAUGUCAAGCUGUCCCACACAGAUUUCUCUCCUAAAGGGGUCCUGAUGAGAGUGGGCCUUCCCGUGAAAUAUAGGUGUAAAAUGUUAAUAUUCAAGACCAGCAAAGCAUUCCUUACACUGCAUGCGUAUCUUAUUCCUCGUGAUCCUGCACUAGCACAGGUAAACAAUAACUUUCUUACUGAACUGAUUCAUGCUGUAAUGUACAGACAACAGUUUUGGCUCCUGUGAGGCUGAAGCUUCUCUGUACUGAGAUUUUUUCAUUUUCAUUCCUGCAGUUAAUAAAAAAAAAUGAACUGUCCAGUGGAUCCAAAAUGAUCCAGAAGCCAUACCCAGAAAAAUCUCUGAAAAUGUGUGAUAAUUUCACCCUUGCAGUGGAUAAGGACACUGCAAAAGUUUUCCCUGAGGUAUGGUUUGAACUUUGUUCUGCUGUUAUUAUCAUAGUUAGUAGUAAGGGUCUGCUCAUCUCCAAUAGUUGUGCUAUGAUAUAUGAUUUUUGUGCUCUAUAUAGAUGUAUCAGUUACUCUAGUAGAAAACCCCACAGGUCUUAAAUCAGGGCGCACUCUGUGCUCUCACACUAGGCCAAGUUGUACUCUGCAGAAGUAUGAUUGCCUCCCCUCCAUGCAGACCCCCGAAUCCUUUAAUGCCCUUGUUUAUAAGAAACUCUUAUAAAAGCAUGAUUGUAGUUUUACUGACUUUGUUGCAGAGUUUAGGGUGGACCUUAUGUUUUUCCACCAGCCACCUGUAAUAUUCAAAGAAACCCAGCCUGAUGAAACUGUCCUGUAGCCAUAAAUGUUAUUAUCUAACAUUUACAGCACUAAAAUCAAAACCUUAUUCCUUUGAUCCAGGAAAUUUAAUUGAAAAUGUUAAAUCAAAUUAAGUCCAUCAUUAACGCGAUCACAUGGUGGUGGGAGAUUUGCACGUCCUGCCGCAGUGAGAGGAAAAUCAGGAAAUCUCUAAACUACACCAGUAUUCAGUUUUAUGAAGCUGUCUUUUCACUUUACUUUUUGUAAUGCAUAUGUCUCUUUAAAAUAUCCUACAAGAGACAGAAAAAAGGUGUUAAUUUUCAAUGCUACGUUAAUGUUUAUUUCCAUUAAGCACACACAAGCUGCAGAGUCCUCUUAGUUCCCCCUGUAAGUUAGUGUGGUGAUAAUUUCUCUAAAACUUAAUGUUGAUCAGCUUGUGGGGGACUGUAAUGCUGAUCAACAACAUCCUCACUUUUACUGACCAGUACCCAUCAUGCCCUCUUUAAUCACCGAUGCCCCUCUUCCCACUAGUAUGGCAAUCACCUUUUCAACAAUGAGUGUUUUUCUGCUGCUCCUACUGCUCAAUUUUUUAUACUUUCUAAUUCACCUUCCCUAGUUUUGCUCCUUUUUCUUUGUCCUUUGCAGAAAUUAAGGCUGUUGUAUGAAAGCACUGAUCCAAACUUCUUUGAAGUGUUUAUUGCGAAUCCAGACCAGGAUCUCCUGCUCACACUCAAACAUGAAUCAACAGAAGUUUGGACCUGCGCAAUCAGACAAAGUGGGUGUUUUUAACAUUCAACAACAUGUUAUUUAAUAUAUUCUGUUUACUAUCUUGCUAGGAUCUUGUUACUUAUAUUAUUCUGCUUUUUUUUUGUAGAUGACUAUCAAAGCACUGGUUAUGUCGACGCCAUGUAUGGUAGGAAACUGUCUAGAAAUUGUUAAUUAAAAUGUCUCUAUUUGGCUUUUAAGACAUACAUGGCAAAGAAACGCAGUAGAACAGGUUUUCCACAAAUAGAAGUUGUGGUUCAACAACACACAUUUUGAGAUUUUGCUUUGCUGUUAUACUGUAUAUCACAUUUUUUUCCACUCUAGACAAGGAGCUUGCCAGACUGAGGCGUAAACUUGUCCAGAAGUUGUCCGAGGAGGUCAUCCAUCAGCUGCUGGACGACCUUUUCGCAGACGGUGUCCUAAAUGAUGAGGAGAAAGACUCAAUAUUUCAGAAGAAUAACACCAGAGCAGACAGAGCCCGCUGCCUCAUCGACACUGUGAGGAACAAAGGACAGAAGGCCAGCAGGAAAAUGAUCGAUCACCUUGAGCACAGAGACCCCACAGUCUUCACUGAGCUGGGGCUGCCCACUGGCUCACCUGUUUGACCAGAUAACAUCUCUCAGCAGAGCUUACCAACCCACAUGAGUCAAGAUCGCCUUAAAGACCCACUCCGAUGAAAAUCUUGUUUUUCAGAUUUUUUACAUGUUUAUAUGGUAUUUUUCUGAUGCUACAGGACAUAUCAUGAGAAACCUAAAUGCAAAAUUGUUUUUCUGAGUAUUUCUUCAUUCAAACCACUGUAAAUCUCUGGCAGACCCAAACAGCAGGUUCAGAAACAGUGAGAUUUCAUACGUAACCAAUCCAAGCUCCGCCCCUGGAGCCCCGCUAUGCAGGCCACACUCUGCAUAUAGAGGAGAAAUACGGAGGACGAUUGUGGAACAAGCUUGUGCGUUAGUGGAUUGCAAUGCUCAUGAAAAUGCUAAUUAUGAUAUUAGCUUUCAUCGUGUCCACAAAGACAUUAGUGUCCGAGAGCUGAAUAGCUCCAAUGUUACCUGCCACUUUUUCUGCACCGCAAUGUUAGGCUACAAGCUUAUGUGAAGAUGAGUGGACAGAGUAGCGCUGUCUCCGCCCACGACUCAGAGGUGAAUCGCUAAUGAUCUACCGGAGCUCUGCAGAAGAAAAACCCUUGAAAAUGACACAGGUAACCUGAUUUUUUGUAAAAACUUCAUAAUCACAAUUUAAAGACCACUGAGAACACUUUAAAUAGUAAAAUAAAUAAAUAAAUACAAUAAAAAAAUCGGAGUGGGAGUUUAAAGGAAACAUUGAUGGAACAAAAACAGAUACUCCUAAAUAAUUAUGCAAUUACAAUAAUAGGUGUCACAUGUGAUUCAUUUUAUUGCUAGAAAAACUCUAAGCACCUACUGAAAGUUGCUUUAUUACUUUUUUCUAUUAAAGUGUAUUACUUCAAAAAGAUUACCAUAUCAACAAAAACAUUGCUCUUCAUCUGCUUGAUGUGUAAAUAAGAAACUGUUUGCUAACAUGUCAGCCAUAACUGAUGUAUAUGUUAAUAAUAUUAACAUUUUAACUGUCAUGUAUGCCUCGGCAGGCUUAGCAUAUAAAUAUAUGUUUGACACAAAAGUAAAACAUAAGGUCAAAACUAUGUCUAGACAGUUCGAUUCUAUGUGAAUAAAUGACACGCUUUUAUUUUGAGGGGGGUUGAUAAACCCAUUAGAUGAAGUUCGGUCACUGAUGAUCUAUUUACGACCAACUCAGACAGAAAUGAUUUUUAAAAAAAAUGUAAAUAUAUAUUAAGAUCAUAAAUAAAUAUUUUUUACACAGUUUAUUAAACUCAUUGGUGUUUUUAUAUUUAAUUUGUCACUGUAUUGUGUCAUCAAAGGUCAAUGCUUCAGAGUGAAUGAACAUUUAAUAGGGUUAAGGUUGAUUUGGACAUAACAAAGCACAUACAGAUAAUAUGUAACAUGGAUUUCACUCCACAACUCAGCUAACUCAAUUUAAAGGACAAAUGUUAACAUUUUUAAAGCUCCUGUGAGGAGAUUUCCGCUGGUUAUAAAAAUGACUGAAGUUCACUCUGAUGCCUCUUUAUGAGUUACAAAAGCAAACAAGACCAUCAGCGUAAAGGUUGACUUACAAUUAUGUUUAUUUUAUGUCUGAAACUAUCAGAAGUAAUGAUAAACUGCACACUCCUUUUUUUAUAUUCUCUCUGGUAAAGAGUUUCUCUCUGUCAUACUUUUGACUUUUCAAGUAAAGCAUGAUGGGAUGAAAAAUAUGUACUCACACAUAUUUAGGAUAAGAUCAGCAGACAGAUAAGAGGAACCACAUUAUCGCCAAUCUAGAAGUUCCUUACAGGAUCUUUGAAUGAGAGAGAACCUUUAAAAGCUCCAUAGAGACUAACAUUGACAGAUCCUGGGACAGACUUUCAUGUCAAUUUCUGAGCCCCCUGUGAACAAAGCAUCAGCUUUUAUUUCUAUGCUAAUUUUGCCUUGUACUCUAUAUAUUGUUUUCUUAAAAAAAAUCUUAUCCACCUUUAUUUGCUUAUUGUGUGUUUGCUUGAUCAGCUCAUAAAAAAGCUUCAUGGUAAAUUUCAGUGUGUUGAGUGACCAACUAAAAACUUCUCACUGUAGCUUUGAUAUAAGAAAAAACAGAAACGAUUAUCUAACUUUCUAUGAUGUCCACCUUUAGAGAUGGUCAAAGUACCGUCCUACAAAGAUGGGAAUGUGCUUCUUUUGAUUGAUUUGGUCUUGAUGAUGUUUAGACUAUGAUCAGUCUUAACUUCAAAUAAAUACAGUUAUAAUAACAAUAAUAAAAACCAAAUCACUCCAUCUCUUGUCUGAAUGAUCCAGGUGAGGUGCUGGUGCAGUCCAUUUCUGUUAGACGCCUGAGAUGACAGGCAUCCCAGUUUAAAAAUCAGCAUCGGCAGUGUUGUUAGCAUUGUUAGCUAUAUCAGGCAAUAACAGCACAUGGAAUCAACUUGACAGCAUGUUCACAGAUAAAACUAGCAUAAUACUAAUAAAACUACAAUGUAGUAAGUAGUUGGAGGCAUUUAACCCUGACUGUAGACUUGGAUUAGCCUUCCACACAACAAAAUGACUAACAUUAAUAGGCCAUACCCAGUGUUCAUCUUGAAAUGGUUUCCAGGGUAACCACAGUAUGUGCUAGUCUCCCAAAGGGUGAGGAAUUCAAACCUGCUCGUAUCUGUCGCCCCAAGAUCCCCCAAUCCAGCAUGGCUCCAAAGACAUGGCUAUAGUUCUUGUUGAAUAAGCCGUAAAGGAAAGGAUUCAGAGAGGAGUUGGCAUAUCCGAGCCACAUGGAGGCCUCCAGGAGUAGCGGGCUGAGGCCGUAGCCCUUCAGAGGGUGGAUAAUGUUCACGCUGAAGAAAGGAAGCCAGCAGAACAGGAUCACCCCCAUGAUCAGACCCAGCGCCUUCACAGCCUUCCACUCUUUCUUUUUCAGCGAGCAUCUGUCCACAUGAGCGUGGACUUGUCCGCUAGAGUCAGUCCUCAUGGAGGUGUGGUUAGUCUGAAGCUGCCCCGUAUGGUGAUCAAUUGCAUGGAUCCACCUUGCUUGUCUCUGUGCAGCCUUGAAGAUUUUUCCAUAUGCAAACAGCAUGAUGCCGACAGGGAUGAAGAAAGAGAUGGCAGAGGUUGCAAAGGCAUAGGGGACCUUAAAGGUGGCCAGACAGGUCUGAUUUUCUGGUAAUGUGCUGUUUCGUAUCGCAGCAUGAGGAGACUGAGUGUACAUGCCAAAGGACACACACAAAGAGGAGAAGACCAGGGGCAGAAUCCAGCAAAGCAGCAGCAUCACGGCCACACGCCUGGGAGACAUCCGGGUGGGGUAGUGUAGAGGGUCACACACUGCUAUGUACCUGUCCAGCGCCACACAGGUGAGAUUAAAAAUUGACGUUGUACAAAACGUGACAUCCAGAAAGAGGUGUGCUCGGCAGAAACACUGCCCAAAGUGCCACCUGUCAACAGAGCGCACCAAACUGAAAGGCAUCACAAGCACAGCAACCAGUAAGUCUGCUACAGCUAGAGAAACAAUGAAAUAAUUUGUGGGUGUUCGGAGGCUUUGGAAACGCGCAAAUGCUGCUAUAAUGAAGAGAUUCCCAAUGAUGGCGAAGAUGGGGAUCGGUACCAGCAGGCACAGGACACAAACUCUACCGACGGUGCUGUGAAAUAAAGCAGAAUCAAUGCCGUCAUCAGUCAGGCUGUGGUUAUCUGAGGUGUUCGUUCUUGAUGUGGAAAUCAUGAUGCUGUAAGAGACUUGCCAUCAGACGCUUAAUAUGAAUCCAUGUAGUCCACCAAGAGCUAUCAGGUCUAAACCUUUGUUCCCUCAUCACGCCCAGCAUACAUGUUGUCUACCAGACUCUGUCAGUUUGAGUAUGUCCAGCAUUGAUCCAUCGCCACAACAAAGCCCCUCAGAAGUUAAAGAUUGACCAGCAUGUACCAGGAGUCAGUGGGCCAUGAAUAAAGUGAACAGGCGGGUGUAUUGAGAGCGAGCUGUGUCAAAGCUCACCUCUAAUCGAAGCUUCCUGUCUAUAUAUCAGCAAUAAACUCUCACUUUUAUAUCCUCCCAGUCAAGAUACCCCACUGACUAACAGCAUGGUGUUUGCUCUUUACCAUUGACACUUUGAACGGUGCUGCUCUUUUAUCAUCAUGUUGAUGUUACCUUCAUAGUGAGGUGUAGUGUUACAAGUUCUUUACACAUCCAGAGAGAAGCAUUUAAAAGAGAGAGAGGUCUCCUGAAGGCACUGUUUGAGCAUUGAUCUACUUUUAUUUUUAUGUAUCACAUUUCUGAUAUUGAUAUUCAGAGCUUUUGAACAUCAAACACACAAAGUAAUGAUAUCUGAUGAUUGUGCGCACAGCAAAUAAACCAGGCUAUACUUAUUUUCCACAACAUACCAUUAAAAUAUCAAGUGACUGCAACAGAAAGGUGAUCAAUUGUCUUAUCACGCACUUUACAUGAGAGCUGGAGAGUUCGUCAUGUUCAGUCUUUUUACAGGGCAGACAUGGAUCAAAAAGAAAGUGACUUCUCUGAUUUUUUUUCUUUUUUUUUUUGCGGUAAAAUAAAUGCAUGCACUGGUGACUUUCUGGUGAACAGUGGUUUUUAUCAACCGACUCAAAGCCAUUACUGUCCUCUAGAAAAAUCUCCCUGUAUUUCAACCAUAGGUACAGCAACAUAGGACAAAAUACCUCUGAUACAGCAGCAAAGUUAAUCACCUCACAUAGACCACUAAUGACAACAGCAGUCCACUGACCGAUGAGUGAUUAUGGGACCAUGUACAGUGUGUGUUCAUGUCUUGAAUCCUUUUAAGAAGUGAACAUGUCACACCUUGUCGACAGGCACAUUGCUGUCUUUGCUGAUCCCUGCUUUGUCUCUGUUAUUGUUACCCUCCCAGUUCCCUCAGUUGGUGUCCCUCCUCUUGACUCCCCUCUCAGAGACCCAUGUGGGCACUCUCCAGGGCUGCCAGGCAACAGGCUAGGAGUGGAAGGAGUUGGGGUGGUACCCCCCCAGAUAUAUAAUGUUUCCCCUUCAGGACAAGGUGGGAGACCGUGGCUCAGGUAGCUGGGGCUAGGACUAGCUGAUGAAGGCAGAGUACGCUGGCUUCCGUUCAAGCAGCUGGAAUUGUGAUCCGCUGAGCCUUUGCGGGAGUUUCCAGAGGAGCUGAAGUUAGAGGAGCGGUAGUUGUAGGCUCUCCGUUUACGCUGAUGACACUGGCAUCUUAGGAUGCGAAUGAAGGCCAGCUUGAACUCACGGUUGUAGCAGGGGUAGAUGAUGGGGUUCAAGCAGCUGUUGAAGUAGCCCAGCCAGAAGAUCACUUUGAAGAGGAUAUCAGGUAGGCGCAAAUUCACAUUAAAAGACCCUGGAAACAACGGAGAAGAGACAGAGAGACAUUGUCAAAUCAAUUAUAUGUGGGCCAUAACUUAGCACCAGAACCUUAGGUCAACCCAUCAAAUGCCCAAACAGUACCUUGGUAUAAUCCAUGCACACUGUUCAUAAUUAGCCAUUCUCAUUGAGCUUUAAAAAAAAACUAUUACUUUUGGGAGAUGUUUUUAUUUGUUUAUUUAUUUUGUCUGUAGUUAGACGAGAAGAUCAUUUCCUCUGUAAUGUCUAUGGGUUAUAGCCAAACUAACGUGAUUAGCUGCAUAAGCUUCAAGAAUUAGCAUGGGCAUAUAGCAAAUAUGGCCUUCACCAAAGUACAGAAAUGUAAAAUACUAGAGCUGUGACAGGCUACAGUUAUGCACCUACUAAAGAGGCGCAAAGCUUUCCUAUUAUAGUCUUUCAAAGUGUGAAUACUUGCUGGUUUCUUUAAUCCACUAUAACGACAAGCUGAUAAUUUGUCAGUGGUAUAUAAGACAAGACACUGACUUCAGCUUGAUUCAUAUGUUCCUUUUAUAUACAGCAAUUUAUAAUCCAAAAACAAAUCAUUUGUAGAGAAGACAGAAGACUGAUUCAUUUACUGAUAUUAAGAUUUGGCACUUGUUGCAUCUCUUCUACCAGCACCUCCAGCCAAGAGGUUGGAUCUCAUUUUUUUCACACAGAAGUAGAAAGAAGCAGAAACAUAAAAAAGACUGUUAAUUUCAAGGGAGUUAUGUGCUGUAACAGAAGUGAGCAAGGCUUAACCGUGCAUUCAGUCUGUUCAAUAUUUUAAAUUCAUCCUCAGCUGUUGUCCUCACAGCCAGGGCAGGAGGUUUAGCCAGGGGGCAUGGCAGACACCAAUAUUACUUGCUGUCUAAUAAUAGCUUGUUUGUUGUCAAUUGGAAGCAGUGAAAUAUUAACAAUUUGUCAGAUUUAGUUUUAGCACCAGCAACAUCCACGAUAAAAAUAGCCCCUGUGAACGAAGUGAAUACCAGGCUAAGGUAAAGGGCCCCACUGCACAUAACAAACAUGAUUGCUUUACAUACCAAAUGUCAAUUC